AUGUCCACGAUAUAUAAAAAAAUGUCAUUUAUUCAAAAUAUAACAGCUGAAAAUUCAUCAUUACCAAUAUCUCCAUCAUCGCCGUUAAUUAGUAUAUCACUGUGGCCAUUACGCUUCGCCUGUCCUAUUCUUUUACUACUUUGUCCAAUAACCAAUCUACUAUGUAUUCGAGUGUUUCAAACUGGACUUUUAGCAUGUUUAUCCAUCGAUCGAUUAUUAGCAACAUCAUUUGUUUCAUUGUAUAGAUAUAAUUGUUCACCAAAUAUUUCAUUUAUUGUUUGUAUUCUUGUCAUUAUUAUCAUGUCAUUAGUAAACAGUCAUUAUUUAAUUGGCUAUAAUAUUGAUUCAGUUGGCUUUUGUAUAGCAGAACCAUUGUGGUAUCGAAAUAUUUAUUAUCAUUUGAAUGUUGUUUAUCUCUUAUCUUAUUCAAUCAUUCCAUUUUCUAUCAUAGCUGUUUGUAAUUUAUUCAUAUCAAUUAGUGUUUGUAAAACGAAAACAAAGUUACGUCAGAAAUAUUCAAAAACACUAGAUAGUAAAAUAUUGACUUGCGAAGGUUCAUCAACAACGGUAUCCCCUGCAACCCAUGUUUCCCCAAUAUGCGAUCAAGUGUAUAUAUCAUCACCAAUUUACAAUGACAAAGAUGAUGAAACAACGUAUUUUCUCUUCUUUAAAAGAUACUUAAGAAGAGCACCGAACAAUAAUAAUCAAACAAAAUCCAAAGCAAUGACAAUACUUAUUCAAGAAAAGAAAGAAUUUAUCGAUAAAAUAACAGAUACUAAUAAUGACUGGGAGUAUUCACCACAUCUCACACAUAAACAACUAUUGGAUAGAGCUCAAGACGGUCGAAAAUCGACAAUUGUGUCAAUUGAAGACACCUCAACAAUGUCGGCCACCACAACAGCCAUGCACGCCGAUCACGGUCAGUCAUCACCCUUAGAGCAGGCUUCGAAUCAUUUACCACCACCAUUAUCAUCAAAACGUCAUCGUUCUAAUUCAAUGCGUGGUAGUACCAGUCAUUUUACCUUAGCACUCAAUGGACCACAGUCAACAUCGUCGGCUAAAAUGUGUAUGCAGCUCCAAAUAACCAUCAGUCUAUUAGCCAUAAGCAUUUCGUUUAUUUUUUGUACAUUACCGAACUGUAUUUCAACCAUUAUGAUUGAAAUAUAUAAAAACGACAAUCAUGCAAGAGAAUUUUGGCAAGCAAUGAAUUAUUUUUCACUUGUUCCAUUGUUAAUAACACACAGUGUUAACUUUGCAUUUUAUUAUUUGUCGAGUCAUAUGUUUCGAGAUAGAUUUCAAGAAUUAUAUACAAAAAAACUAUGGGAAAAUUGGUGUUCAAUAAAACGUAGAAAGAAUUUAAAACAAUUUGAAAUAGAUUCACUGAGAAUGUAA
Didymodactylos carnosus is the source of this 1392-nucleotide messenger RNA. The record is from the annotation of a GenBank genome assembly. Lineage: Eukaryota; Metazoa; Rotifera; Eurotatoria; Philodinida; Philodinidae.